CUCAGGCUGGGGAUGUGUGUCUGUGUUGCAGAUCUUUUAGCCUUCUGCCUGCUGCAGGGAGGAGGCUGUAUCUGAUGCUGCCCUCUACCUUUUCUCUUUCUGCUCAGCUGAAGGUGGGCGCAGCCCGUUGUUCAGUGUCUGGAUGGAGUCCCAGCAAGGGCCUUCUUCACCAGCGCAGAGCAAUGAACCAGAAGGCAAUGGAAACCCACAUCCUACUGCCUCCACGGAGGUGACUGUGGAAGGGCCUCAACAAGCUCAGGGAGCAGAAGAAGAUUGUGGGGUCCUGGCUCCCACUUCUAGUCUCCUGCAGGUCACAGAGAGAAGGCAGCCUCUCAGCAGUGUGUCAUCUCUUGAAGUACAUUUUGACCUCCUGGACCUUACAGAACUUACAGAUAUGUCUGACCAGGAACUGGCUGAAGUUUUUGCAGAUUCUGAUGAUGAAAUCCCACAGAAUGAGCCCCCACCAGGUCUGCAACUGCCACCCUUUCCUCGAGCUGGUUAUCUCCGUUCUCCAUCUUGGACCCGAACAAGAGCAGAAAGAGAAAAGAAACAUCUCAGUGACUCGGAGCUUCAUGGAGGCAUUCUAGACACUUUCCUUGCUGCAGAGAGAUCCAAAGAAAACUAAACAGCCUUUACCUUCUCAUAAACUGGCCCUUGCUGCCCCAUCCCUAUCAGUGCUAGGGAUCGGACAACAGAAAACUCCAAUAACUACAGCACUUACUACAAAGAUUCACAGAGAUACACUGCAAGAUGGUGCCACACAUAGAAGGAAAUCCCUUCUGAAACAGAGAGAAGCCCUGAAUCCUACAUGAGGCUAAAGCAAGACAAGAACAAGUGUAACUUAUAGACAUGGAACUGACAAUUCAGAGCUUAGAUCUAAAACAGUUAAAAAGUUGAAUUAAAAAGACCAGCAUACAUGUAACAACAGGACAUGAUUUAUGAGUGCACAAUAUAUCAAGCAGUAUGAAAUGCAUACCAAACUUCCUAGGCUGGAUGUAGAAACAGAGACUGUAGUAUCUCAGCGAUUUCCACAGGUAUUUCCGGUUAAGAACAGAUUGUAAACAAUCAUUGGGUUCCAUCCAUGAUAUAUUUAUGAGCUGAUAAGUCACAUGGUAUGCUUAUGCAGGUGGGCUAUACAAUACACAUCCUGUAAAGUAGGGCAAGAUCUAGCUUGAUUUUAAAGAAAAUUGUUAGGGCAGACUUGCUGUGGCAGUUACAGAAUGUAUGGGAAUGAUUCCUACUAACAUGGCCUCUUCCGCAAGCACAGAAUGUUCCCACAGCCUUAAAUAUGCCCACUCUAUCACUCAUAGACCUGUCGGCAGCAGCAAAAGACAUCAGAUUGCAGACCACUUGCAAAUGCACCUUGGCUGCUAAAUGUAGCACAUGAGUAUUCCAUAGACUUCAUGUGGAUGUUGCAUUUUAGCUUGAAUGACACUUUUGCACUUUAAAUCACAUUAUGUGGCUGCAUCCCAAAGCACAGGGAUUUCUCCAUGAUUGUCUUGUAAUAAUCUGCGUGGACUGUAUUCAAGAUAACUGACAUCAGAGCCUACAGCAUAUUGCACUAUGGGUGCAUCCCCCCCAAUACACCUAAAAAAUGGCCUUUAGCACAAUGUGUGUAAAAAAAUAACUUAGGAAAUUAAAUUAAUAUCUGCCACAAUCUUAAUGUGAAUACUAUCAUUAACAAUAAUAAUAAUGAACAGGGCCAGAUCCUUCCCCUCUUAGUGUGGAAGGGUAAUGUCACACGGAUUACUCUUAAAUCUAUGUUGAUUUGAUGUGUACAUGGAGUGCAGCAGGGUUACAGAGCAAGUAGUGUUUCCAUUUUUAAAAUAGAAUCAAAACCAGUUUAUUAGAUGCAGUGAAACUGCACUGUUACUAAAUUGUUUUAAGUGUUCCCUUCUCUCCCUCUUAUGUGGCAUAACUAGAAAUCACUGGUCCCCACACCCAACCUUUUUAGACCCACUAUCCCUACAGACCCCUAGUAACAUUAUCACAUAUGCAAGGAUAUACAGAAUAUGUCAGUCAAUCCCUUACCAUGAUCUCCAUAAUUCUGAGCUCCCAAGUAGCUAUUGGGUAUAUUGUCUUUAUGGUUACAGCAAUAGCUCUUUCCCUACCUUCCCGGUGUUUUAAUCCAGCCAUAGCGUGAGUCUCAAACUGCAUUGGAUUGGAUCUAUGUGACAGGAUUAUUAAAUCCAAAACACUGCCACAUGAAAUAACUGAAAUAGGGGUUGAAAUAUAUUCAGUGACGAUAAUUCAAAGAAUAACAGCAAUUAUGAAGCUAGGAAAAGUAAUGUUCAGUGAUUUUGCAUCCAGUAUGAAAAUUAAAUAAAUGAAAAUUGUGUAAUUGAAUUUAUAAUAUAAAUCACAUUUUGUUU
Molecule: messenger RNA, 2372 nt
Organism: Xenopus laevis (African clawed frog)
Lineage: Eukaryota; Metazoa; Chordata; Amphibia; Anura; Pipidae
Gene: dbndd1.L
Product: dysbindin (dystrobrevin binding protein 1) domain containing 1 L homeolog
Exons: 4
Coding region: 143-625 (160 amino acids)
Cellular component (GO): cytoplasm
Source: RefSeq, marked provisional